Messenger RNA from Morus notabilis, 1406 nucleotides. Its product is annotated as cycloartenol-C-24-methyltransferase. The record is from RefSeq and is a predicted model, not a curated record. The transcript has 14 exons. Bases 90 to 1130 code for a protein of 346 amino acids. Gene Ontology annotation, cellular component: endoplasmic reticulum. Gene Ontology annotation, biological process: sterol biosynthetic process. Lineage: Eukaryota; Viridiplantae; Streptophyta; Magnoliopsida; Rosales; Moraceae. Gene Ontology annotation, molecular function: sterol 24-C-methyltransferase activity.
AGUCCGUCUCUCUCGUUUUCUCUUUCAGUUUCGGAUCCUUCUUUUCUUUUAAAUAUCUUCGCGAGUUCGUGUUUGGAGUAAUCUACGAGAUGUCGAAAGCCGGAGCAUUGGAUCUCGCGUCGGGUCUCGGCGGAAAGAUCGACAAAAGCGAUGUCCUCUCCGCCGUCGAAAAGUAUGAGAAGUAUCAUGUCUGUUACGGAGGUGAAGAGGAAGAGAGAAAAGCUAACUACACCGACAUGGUCAAUAAAUAUUAUGACCUCGUUACCAGUUUCUAUGAAUUUGGCUGGGGAGAAUCCUUCCAUUUUGCACACAGAUGGAAGGGAGAGUCUCUUCGGGAGAGCAUUAAGCGGCAUGAGCACUUCCUUGCUUUACAACUAGGACUGAAACCAGGACAGAAGGUGUUAGAUGUGGGCUGUGGAAUUGGGGGUCCACUAAGAGAGAUUGCUCGAUUCAGCUCAACUUCUGUUACGGGGUUGAACAACAAUGAAUAUCAGAUAUCAAGAGGAAAGGAACUGAACCGGAUUGUGGGAGUGGACAAGUCCUGUGAUUUUGUUAAGGCUGAUUUCAUGAAAAUGCCGUUUUCUGACAAUACAUUUGAUGCAGUAUAUGCAAUUGAAGCCACUUGCCAUGCACCAGAUGCAUACGGAUGCUAUAAGGAGAUAUACAGAGUUUUGAAGCCAGGCCAAUAUUUUGCUGCAUACGAGUGGUGCAUGACUAAUUCAUUCGAUCCCAACAACCAAGAACAUCAAAAGAUCAAGGCAGAAAUUGAGAUUGGUGAUGGCCUCCCAGACAUCAGGUUGACGGGAAAAUGCCUUGAAGCUCUAAAACAAGCAGGUUUUGAGGUCAUAUGGGAGAAAGAUCUUGCGGCGGACUCGCCAGUCCCUUGGUACUUGCCUUUGGACAAAAGUCACUUCUCGCUGAGUAGUUUCCGUUUAACAGCUGUUGGGCGUUUUAUUACCAAGAACAUGGUGAAGGCCCUGGAAGCUAUUGGCCUAGCCCCAAAGGGAAGUCAGAGAGUUCAAGAUUUUCUUGAGAAAGCUGCAGAAGGGCUAGUUGAAGGUGGAAAGAAAGAGAUCUUCACACCAAUGUAUUUCUUCUUGGCCCGGAAGCCACAUUCAGAUAGUCAGUGAAGUGUUAAUGCUAGAGCAAUCGAAUCUCUCUAGGGAUAUUGAUGUUUUGGAAAAGUGUGUUAGAAUUGUGCUUUUGAAAAUCCUAGAAUGACUCAUCAGUGAGUGGUGUAUCUAUAUGUGAGUUGCGCAUCUGUAUUUGAGUUUGGAACAAAACAUUAGUUAUCUGCUUGACCAACACUGUUAACCUUCUCCACCAGAUGAAUGCUGAGUGUGAAAGUAUGAAAAUUUUUCCCUGCCUCUAAUACAACUUUUGCACGUUUUUUUUCUUUUUUCUUU